CCUCGUGUUUCGUGUUCGUGAUUUACAACAACCAACAACACAAAAUAUUUUUUCUCGGAAUCUUGGAAAAAACAAACGUUAAGUCGACAAACGCAUGCAAGUAUUGGCCAAGGAGUCCAAAUUUACUUCUUGCCUAAGUACGGAGAAAACAAAUCGCUGAGCAAGUCAAUCCAUAGUGGGACAACCAUAUUCUUGGCUUUUUGUGUGUGUAUUGUGUGUCUAAGUGUCUGUUGUCUGCCACGAGCCACGAGCGCUGCUCCGGGACAUUCAUUCAUCAUCCAGUGCUAUUAAUUGGACAAAGACUGGCCAACACGUAAUUUCGUAGACAUUGUGGAAGUCAUUUGUGGACAUCUGGUGCUGCUUAUCUUCAGACAAAGUCGUCGUCGAUGCAUUUUAAAAGACAGAGACAUUCUGAUGAGACACCUCAAGGUCUUGAAGUCUGGUCUUUUUAGUUGCGCACGCACGCAUUAAAAGAAAAUAGAAAAUCGGAAAUAAUAAAAAUUCAGUUGUUUUUGGAUUGGAUCACUCACUGUGGUGACUGGCAUUGAAAUAAAGUAGCCAACAACAACAACAAGAAAAACAUUGUGGAAGAAGUAGGCGAGGAGGAGGAGGAGAACGAUAGUCGUUGCGAGAAUUUCAAAAUUUCUUUGUUGAGGGCGAUUGGUGUUGUGUGUUGUGCUUUGUUUCAUCACCAAUACCACGCCGAUUCACGGCGAGGUUCAUUACUGCUGAGCUGCUAUCAUCGCUUCCACGUUAUUUUGCUCACUCAAAAUAUUUGGUGCAAGUGCAGUGCAGUGUAACAAAUGGCUGACGUGAGUGACCCCAAUGAACUCUUUGUUCUCGAACUCCACGAGGACGAAAAUCCCCGCGACUCGGAUGAUGACAAAAUUGAAUUGGACGAUGUUGAUCUAGAACCGGAAUUAAGCAUUAAUUUACAACAUGAAACUGAAGGGCAGGAAACCAUACAACUUUCCGAAGAAAAUGUGAAUCCGGGCAAAAUAAAACUAGGACCAAAAGAUUUCGAACUAAAAAAAGUUUUGGGCAAAGGUGGCUACGGCAAAGUGUUCCAGGUGCGUAAAACGUCAGGACGCGAUGCUAAUAAAUACUUUGCCAUGAAAGUGUUGAAGAAGGCCUCCAUAGUCACAAAUCAAAAAGAUACGGCACACACUCGUGCCGAGCGUAACAUCUUAGAAGCUGUCAAACAUCCAUUCAUUGUAGAAUUAGUAUAUGCUUUCCAAACAGAUGGCAAAUUAUAUUUGAUUUUAGAAUAUUUAAGCGGUGGCGAAUUAUUUAUGCAUUUAGAACGUGAAGGUAUAUUCCUGGAAGAUACCACAUGCUUUUAUUUAAGUGAAAUUAUAAUGGCGUUGGGCCAUUUGCAUAAACUAGGGAUUAUAUAUCGUGACUUGAAGCCUGAAAACAUUUUAUUAGAUGCCCAGGGUCACGUUAAACUAACAGAUUUCGGUCUAUGCAAGGAACAUAUUCAAGAGGGCAUUGUGACACACACGUUCUGUGGCACAAUCGAAUAUAUGGCACCGGAAAUCCUGACGCGCAGAGGCCAUGGUAAAGCGGUAGAUUGGUGGUCACUAGGUGCUCUUAUGUUCGAUAUGUUAACUGGCCUUCCCCCCUUCACUGCUGACGAUCGCAAAAAGACUAUAGAAACUAUUCUUAAAGCCAAAUUAAAUCUGCCAGGCUAUUUAACUCCUGAAGCUAGAGAUUUAGUACGCCGUUUGAUGAAACGUCAGGAGUCACAACGUUUAGGUAGUGGUCCAGAAGAUGCUGCGGCCGUUCAAGCACAUCCCUUCUUCAAACAUGUCAAUUGGGAUGAUGUACUGGCUAGACGUUUAGAUCCUCCAAUUAAACCAUUGUUGCGUAGCGAAGAUGAUGUGUCACAAUUUGAUACCCGAUUUACAAAAGAAAUACCCGUAGAUUCACCAGAUGAAACAACUCUUAGUGAAAGUGUCAAUUUAAUUUUCCAAGGUUUUACAUAUGUGGCGCCAUCUAUAUUGGAAGAAAUGCAUAGAGCUAACCGUAUGCCGGCCCGUUCGCCCCGACGCAAUCCAAGACAAGCACAUGAUGGUUCCUAUCGCUUACAAUUUCCCAUGGCUGCAGCGGCCCAUGCCAGAGGCAUGUAUGCCAGAGCGACACCACCACAUCUGCAGGCUUUCCCGCCACGUCCAUCGCCCCAAGACGAGAUGAUGGAUGUGCAAGGGGUCUCCAUGUCGUAGUGCGAGCAUAAAGGCAGCUGCAACUGCAACUCCACUGCAAAAACAACAACAACAACUACUACUACUGCAACAACAACAACAACCACAACAACAGCCAAUAACAACCAAAGCCGCAAAAACGGCAGCCAUCAUAACAUUAUCAAAGGCAAGGGUUAGAGGUGAGAGAAAAAAGCUAAAGAAGAUCCCAGAGAAGGAAGAACACAUGAAACAUAAAAGCGUUUGAAAUGCUAAUCGACCAUAUUAUAUAGGAGAAGAAAACAAAACAAAACAAGAAAAACAAAAACAAAUUAUACUAAAAGUAAUGUUAACUAUUAUCAGAAAGAAAUUUUACGAAUUAAGAAAUCCCCGUCAAAACAAACAGUCCCCCCCCCAACCACAAAAACUAAACAAAACGUAUUCAAAAUAUUUAUAUAAUGAUAAUAAUAAAAGAAAUUGAUUGAUUAACGAUUGAGUGUGGCGUUUAGGCAAAAAGUGGAAAAAAAUAGAACAGAAUGUUAAUGUUAUUAUUAUUUAAAAAGAAAAAUUAAAAACAAAAAAAAAAAAAACGGAAAAAUCCAAAAUUUAUGGAAAUCAGAGCAUGAGAAACGAAAUGUAAAAGCUGGCCGAGUAAUGGAAGAUUCUUUUGAGGUGUCGUCAACCCAUUCGAUGUUGUACAUGUUCGCAUGAAAUUAACAAGGCGAAAGGCGCAUGCGUCGGUUCGCGUGUAAUAAUUGCCACACACACACACACUUACAAAUGGAAACUCCUCAUAGUUAUUUACAUUACCAAAAAUAAAACAAACAAACCAACAAAAAAGCUCCUAAACUGCUGUUAACUUUAAUGAAAUAUCACUUGUAUAAUAAACCAACAACAACAAAAUAACCUUGCAUACCACAUACACAUACACAGACACACAAACACUUAUACUAGUAAUAAACAAGAACUACAUAAACUAAACUACAUUUAAUAGUAAUGAUAAAAACAAAACAAAACAAAACAAAAAAGCAAAACAUAGUAAAAUUUUCUUAACUAAAUACAACAAACAAACCAACAACAACCAACAUUUUCAAUUCUAAACAGAACAGCCCUUUAUUCAUCCUUGUACGUUAAGUGAGAAUAUUUAUAUUGUAGCGAAGUAAAGAGAGGGGAGAAACAACAGAAUAUACAAUUUCGAAAAUGUUUUGUUUACUUUUUUUUUUUUAAUUAACUUUUAUGUUAUAUAUUGUGUCCAUUGUUAAAACAAUUCAAACUGAAAAUAAAGUAAACAUUUAUUAUCUUAUAAGUCAGUAAUGCGAAAAAGAAAAGCAGCAGAAAUGAAACAAAAUACAAUUUUGUAAAUGUACACAAACAAAUUAUUUUCUGUAAAAAAGAACUACUUGAACAUUUGUUUUUUAAAAUAUUUACAAAUAUUUAAAUAACAAAAACAGAAAAAAAGAAACAUAAGUGAAACAACCAUACCUACCAUAAAUACUUUUUUCUUGUAACAUUUCUCUUCGUUAAUGAUCUUUUUUUACAUUUACUUUUGUUUUAAUUUUCGAAAAAAAAAACUUUCUAUCUUAAAUUUUUUGUUAUUAUAAAAACACACACGAAAAAUACAAACAUUGCUUUUUAUUUGCCCUUUUUUUCCUCUCUUGCGUUUGGUAAGAUUGUGAGCCAUGGUUACUUAAGAUGUCCAGUCACGUUGUACAAAAGGUGAAUCUUCAGUCAGUUGUUAUUUGUAAAACAAUAUGGAAAUAGCCAUAGGUUGACGAACAAAAUCAUUUUCUGCGAUUCCAUGGACGAACGCAACAAAUUUCUACAAUUACACCGUAGCGCAGAGCAUGUCCGCCUAUGACGCUGAACGCCUGGGUUGGAAUCCUGGCUAGACCAUCAUUAAAUUUUCACAGGUGGUUAUCCCCUCCUUAUGCUGGCGACAUUUGUCAUGUAAAAUCUUCUCCUCAAAAGAGGUGUCGCACUGCGGCAGCCGUUCGGACUCGGCUAUAAAAAGGAGGCUCCUUAUCAUUGAGCUUAAAACUUGAAUCGGACUGCACUCAUUGAUAUGUGAGAAGUUUGCCCCAGUUCAUUAAUGAAAUGUUCAUGGGCAAAUUUGCAUUUGCACUCUUCUCUAUUUAGUGUUUGGUCUUCUUUCUUUUCUCUUUAAUUGGCUCUGACAGAACAUUUGUUCCACUUGCCGAACAUAGAAUAUUGUUCCAAGCGCCUCAAUCUUCUGCGCUCGAAUCCUGGCGAGACCAUCAUUAAAUUUUCACAGGUGGUUUGCCCCUCCUAAUGCUGGCGACAUUUGUGAGAUACUUUGCCAUGUAAAAACUUCUCCUCAAAAGAGGUGUCGCACUGCGGCACGCCGUUCGGACUCGGCUAUAAAAAGGAGCCCCCUUAUCAUUGAGCUUAAAAACUUGAAUCGGACUGCACUCAUUGAUAUGUGAGAAGUUUGCCCCUGUUCCUUAAUGAAAUGUUCAUGGGCAAAUUUUCAUUUGCACUCUUCUCUAUUUAGUGUUUGGUCUUCUUUCUUUCCUCUUUAAUUGGCUCUGACAGAAUAUUUGCAUUCCACUAGCCGACACGUAGUGGAAUAAUAUUCAGAUCUGUCAGAAUGCCGCCCUCCGAACUGCGAUGGGCUGUCCGCUCAGUUCUCAUGUGGACCACCUCCACCAGGAGACAAAGAUCCUACCAGUGCGAAGACAUAACUACAUGCUGUCUAAGCAAUACCUUUUGGGUUCUUAUCGCACAGACCAUCGAAAACAUCAUCUAGUAGAUAGAUAUCCACCGCCCAGAAGCCUUAAGGUAGAUCUACAUGAUCUAGAGCGUGAGGUUCAGCGCUACAAGAGAGAACCUCUAGAUCAAGCAGGUCUAAACAACAUUCAGAAAGACCCGGUAGCAGAUGCGGUAAACGAACGAUCGCCUCCCAUUGCACCUGAAGAAAUUGACCUCCCCCGGCAAACCAGAGUAGUUCUGGCUCAAUUACGUUCCGGCAGAUGCAGCCGCCUCAACUCCUACAGAGCAAGGAUUGAUGCCGACGUGCUAGAUGUAUGCCCCGAUUGUAACCAGGAAACGAACGAUAAACGUCACCUGUUUAACUGCCUGGUCAGACCCACUCGACUCAGACCCAGAUCCCUGUGGACGCACCCCAUCUUAGUCGCAGAAUCAAGCAGACGAAAGAUAGUAAACAAUAAACUGCUACAACAACAACAACAACUAGCCGAAUGUAGAAUAGUGUUCCAAGCGCCUCUAUCUUCUGCGCUCAUUCUAAAAUCUCUGACAUCAAGUUUCGAAGGGUCUCCCCCCACUUGAUCUUUCCAUCGGGCUUUUGGUCUUCCUGGUUUGCGUGUACGAACGUGUUUGCUUUCAAAAGACUUCUUUGCUGGAGCUUCUUCAUCCAUUCUGACAACAUGACCUAGCCAACGCAGCCGUUGUAUUUUGAUGCGUAUAACUAUGCUAUCGUCGUCAUACAGCUCAUACAGCUCGUGGUUCAUACAUCGCCUAUAUUCUCCAUUAACGCAAACUGGUCCAUAUAUUUUACGAAGAAUCUUUCUCUGAAAUACUCCAAGCACUGUCUCAUCUGCUUUACAAGUACCCAUGCUUCAGAACCAUAAAACAGCACGGGUAGUAUCAGUGUCUAGUAUAGUGUAAUCUUCGUCUGUCGAGAGGUGGCCUUGUUUCUAAACUGUUUACUUAGUCCAAAGUAGCAUCUGUUUGCCAGUAUUAUUCUUCGCUUAAUCUUACAACUGGUGUCAUUCGCUUCGGUUACGGCGGUGCCGAGGUGGAUAAAGUUACUGACUAUCUCAAAGUUGUGGUUCCCAAUUUUCUCCAUUUUCUUUAUCUGCUCGGUUGUACAAGGUGUUCUGGUAGUUGAAACCAUCCAUUUCGUCUUAUCUCCAUUAACUGCCAGACCCAUUUUCACUGACUCCCUGUCGAUUCUUUCAAAGGCAGCAGUUACUACUGCCGGUGACCGAACUAUGGUGUCGAUGUCGUCGGCAUAGGCGAGUAGCAUGUGUUAUCUUGAAAGUAGUGUGCCAUAUCUGUUCACAUCUGCAUCUCAUAUAAUCUUCUCCAGCAGGAUAUUUAAUAGAUCACACUAUAGGCUGCCUCCUUGUCUGGAACCUCGUUUGGUUCGGAGAGAUUCUUUCCAAUAGUUCUUUCCAAAGUUCGGCUGGGCCGAACUUAACGCCUUUUUAGUUGUUUUACUUAUAAAGAGAUACCGGGCAAAGAAUUUGACAAACGCCAUCCAUGAUGGAGGGUAUAUUCGGCCCGGCCUAACUUAGGACGUUCUUCUUGUUUAGACCUUUCCUUGUCCUCUCUAAAAAGGGCCAAACCGAAAAGUCCAUCGGAUUGUCAUCUGGCGAUUAAAAAAUCCACUGUGUAGACGAAAUGAAGUGCGAAACGUGGUUUUUUGCCAUUCUUGGUUUAUAUGUGCUUCAGUGACGGUGGCGAGUCUUGUUGGUACGUCCAUGGUAAACUGAAGAAAAUUUUUGAGCGCCCACGGCUCCAAAGCAGUUUGCAAAAUGUUUUACCGAGAAUAAGAUUUUACCGAUAAUUAAAAGCAUUCAUUUUGAUUCGAGAGCGUUCACCGCUGACCAUACCAUCUGAAGAAAUUCUUAUCUGUGAGGUACUAUGCAAGGUGGAUAAAUAAAAGUGAUCUCACGCGAACAGCUGAAAACAGCCGGUCAGUUUGACGGUAUUGAGAUGUCAGUUCUGUGUUUAUAUUCAUAACAAACCACCACAUUCUUUUUGCACGUUCUCUUUGUUUGUGUUUCUCUUUCUCGCAUUUUACUUGCACACGUACACACACGAUGGGAAGGAAGUUUCAUUGGUUGUGUUGAGAACAAUGUCAAUUUUGAAAUUACAUCUUGUUGAAGAGAUGGCGGAUUGUACCAUAUGAUUUGUGAUUGUUGUACAAAUGAGAACUCCUUAAUUUUGUUUCGACAUGGAUGCUAUGCAAUGUAAAAACUUCUCCUCAAAGAGGUGUCGGUUGCAAUGCGGUAAGCCGUUCGGACACGGCUAUAAAAAAGAGGUCUCUUAUCAUUGAGCUUAAAUUUGAAGGAACAUCGGUCAAGCAUCUCACAUAUCAAUGAGUGGUGUCCUAUUUAAGUUUAAGCCCAAUGAUAAAGGACCUCCUUUUCAUAGCCGAGUGCAAACGGCGUGCCGCAGUGCGACACCUCUUUGCAGAGAAGUUUUUACAUGGCUGUCAUACCAUUUUUUCAAACGGCAUAGUUCCUCACAAAUGUCGACAGCAUUAGGAGGUCAUAACCACCGCUGAAAGAUUUUUCUGAUGUCCUCGCCAUGAAUCGAACCCAAUCGUUCAGAGUCAUAUGCGGAGAUGCUAACCUUUGAGCUACGGUGGCCUCCAUAAGUGGUGCAGGGUACAAAAAUUUACUUGAAAAAGAAUCCUGUGUCGUCUUCAUAUCAUUCUUUGGAGUCGAAUUGAUAUUUGGAAAUGUUUCUUUUUUUUGUGAGGAAAAUGCCAAUCUAGUGAUUCGUACUGGGUUAUUAGGGCUUAAGGCCUGUUUAUGCUCUCGUAAAUGUUGAACAAAUGAAUCGUAAAUGUAACGAGGCAAUAAUGCUCAUUACAAAACGUAUCAUAUGACAUUUUAAUCAAAACAAUUGUUUUAACCAAAAAGACUUGAAGGUGAGAGGGGUCUGACGUCGAAGAACAAGGGCAGGGCGGAGAAGACGGCCCUCCACGCAGUGGAGACGUCUUUCCAACUGAAAGAGUACGCGAUGGCGUUCUUCUCUAAUAUUGAGAGGGCAUUUCACAACGAGGAGAUGGGUCGACAGUCACCGCUCUGAGCCGCGGUAGACAGAUUACGGCCAAGUUUCCCUUCUGGACACUAUGAAGGCAUUUAACAACGAGGAGAUGGGUCGACAGUCACCGCUCUGAGCCGCAUAGGUAGACAGAAUACGGCCCUUCUGGACACUAUGAAUGCGAUGGGCAGACUGAGGAGGGUUUCAGGACACACUCAACAUUUCAGGCAGAGCUAUGUGCCAUGACGAUAGACGCAAAAGAAAUUCUGGGAAUGGAUUCACAGUUUUCGAAAUCAGUUGUUGUUGCUGAUGUUGUAGCCACAUUUGCAUCGCUACCUCGAUUCUCAUCAAACCCGUUCCGGUCACCGAUCGUCGCGGGAAAGUUAUUGCCAUUGGUUAUUAAAAGACGCCAAUAGAUUGCCUUGUCACAUCGAGUAUCACAAGAACUCAGUAUUUACGCAAGAGCCGUUGCCGCCCGGCCUCUCACGGAGACUCUUCCUUUGAUACCGCUGAUUGUCCGCGACUGCAAUUGUAGCUACUCCGUAUGCGAAGCCUUUCACUAACCGCAACCUGUGGACUCGCCCAUUAGCUCUCGGUUGAGUUUCUCGUAAUGACAAACAAUUUGGAGCUCAGAGUUUCAACUGAUGUGGUGCUUAUAAUCAUCCCGUGCCGGGUCUAAAUCAAUAUGCGUAUAUGGCGGCCCUCAAGCCGUGGGCUCUAGUACAGUGAGGUCGAAGCGCCUGGCGCAGUAUGUGGAAUCCCUGAAUAGACCCCAGUUUCACGACAUAGUGCUAAAAUGGAUAGCCGACACGACAGCGCCAUAUUGGCGCUUACACCCUCAUGUCUUCUUGUUAUCAUAAAUGUCCACACACAACCAACGAAAAAAGGCGCGAACUAUUGGGUUGCCCAAAAAGUAAUUGCGGAUUUUUUAAAAGAAAGUAAAUGCAUUUUUAAUAAAACUUAGAAUGAACUUUAAUCAAAUAUACUUUUUUUACACUUUUUUUCUAAAGCAAGCUAAAAGUAACAGCUGAUAACUGACAGAAGAAAGAAUGCAAUUACAGAGUCACAAGCUGUGAAAAAAUUUGUCAACGCCGACUAUAUGAAAAAUCCGCAAUUACUUUUUGGGCAACCCAAUAGUUACAUACACAAAAAUCAGAGUUGCACCAAUCACUGAUUUUGACAGAUAGUGCACUCCAUUGGACAACUGUCAUUACCUGUAAAUGAAUAUAUUGGGUUGCCCAAAAAGUAAUUGCGGAUUUUUCAUAUAGUCGGUAUUGAAAAAUUUUUUCACAGCUUGUGACUCUGUAAUUGCAUUCUUUCUUCUGUCAGUUAUCAGCUGUUACUUUUAGCUUGCUUUAGAAAAAAAUUGUAAAAAAAAGUAUAUUUGAUUAAAGUUCAUUCUAAGUUUUAUUAAAAAUGCAUUUACUUUCUUUUAAAAAAUCCGCAAUUACUUUUUGGGCAACCCAAUAUCUUGCUGAAUUCUACUUUCCGGUUACGGUCGACAAACGUUCGUUAAUCGUUGCAUGUGUUUUCAUAAAGUAAAACAAAACAGCUGACACGUUUUCCUACAUUUACGGUAUAUUCACGGGAACAUAACCAGGCCUUUGCACAAAAAUUUAUGUUGACAUUUAAACACAAAAUACCUAUAUUUUUAUUUUUUUACAAUAAAAAACUUAACAAAACAAAACUUCAGCUUGCGUACCUUAUACCCUGACACUGGAAGCAACACAAUACAAAAUCCAAAGCAAUAUACAUAGAUAUUUUUCAUUCAAAUCCGCAUGUCAUUUCAUUCCCCGAACAGUUGUUUUGGCCAUACAAAAAAAAAUGCAAGUCUUUUUUUUUGUUUUUUUGUUUUUAUAUAUAAAAGCUAAAGCGACUGAACUACUUUUUUACAAUGUUAUAAGAUUUAAACAAAGUGAAAAAAAACGAAACAAAACAAAACGAAAAAUAUAAAAUUAAAGCCCGGAACUUGAAAAAAGUAAAAAAAAAAUAUUAAAAACACCUUAACGAAUGCUGCAACAUACUGAAGAAGCAAACUACUGAUUAAAAUAACAAGAAAAAAAAUUACCUCAAAAUCAACAAAAUAGAACAAUUUAGUAUAACAACAACAACAACCAGAACAACAACAUAUUUUUUUGGUUUAAAAUAGUCUCUAAAAUGUAUUUCGCCAGAUAAAAUCAUAUUUUUUGUGUGAAUUUUUGUGUUAUUUGUUAAUUUCAUUUUUAAUGCAUCGACACAUUUUGAAGCCGUAACAAACUGAAAUGAACUGAUUAAGAAAUCUAAAACUGACAAAAAUAUGAAAUUGUAACAAAAAAACAACAAAUGAUAAAAAAAUAUACACUGCCUAAUUUAUAAAAAAUAAAAACAAACGACUCGAAAAUUAGAGAAGCCCCCCCCCAUCCCCUUAAAGUAAACGAAAAUAAAACGAAGCUAAGAAAAACCAAUAGAAACUCUUCGAAAAAAAACACCAAUAUGUAAGAAAUUUAGCAAAACAAAUGAAUUCAAACAAGCCAGAACGAUUGUACUCCAUGUUAUUGAGGACAUUAUCGAUAGAAACCAAAACAAAUUCAAGAACUGCAAAAAGCCACAUACAAAUCCGAAAUAAAUGCAAUUUCAUGAACCAAUAUUUCGUUAUCCUUAUUGUUUUGAUUUUGAGUUAUACAAUUGUUGUAAGUAAGGCAAUCGUUUCGUAGAUGUGAGAUGUCCAAAAAUAAUCAGUCAAAAUAUACACAGUUUACAGAUUCACCAAAAAAAAAUCCAAUUAAGAAAUUGAUUGAAAAAUAAAAAUGUAUCUAAGCAAAAAAUCUAA
Stomoxys calcitrans (stable fly) is the source of this 10746-nucleotide messenger RNA. It is a transcript of the gene S6k, whose product is annotated as ribosomal protein S6 kinase beta-1. The record is from RefSeq and is a predicted model, not a curated record. The transcript has 9 exons. Gene Ontology annotation, biological process: signal transduction; protein phosphorylation. Gene Ontology annotation, molecular function: protein serine/threonine kinase activity; ATP binding. NCBI's taxonomy places the organism in Eukaryota, Metazoa, Arthropoda, Insecta, Diptera, Muscidae. The coding region runs from base 804 to 2225 and encodes 473 amino acids.